Messenger RNA from Suillus bovinus, 1137 nucleotides. RefSeq lists its product as uncharacterized. Lineage: Eukaryota; Fungi; Basidiomycota; Agaricomycetes; Boletales; Suillaceae. The transcript has a single exon. The record is from RefSeq and is a predicted model, not a curated record. The coding region runs from base 306 to 875 and encodes 189 amino acids.
CUUGGUUCUAGCGUUACUCUGUCGUCGAGUGUUGUGAUGAGUAGUAAUAUAUUUCGUAUUCGGAACUUUGUGAGUAGAGUUUAACCGGUAUCACACACACGUUGGGUGAAUAACCGGGUUUCAUUUAUAAGCAUUUUCCGAGGAUUCGAUCAUUAUUUAAUAAUGUUAACACAGAUUUGUCAUCGACCCUAACUGUGCGGGGAUUCCCUGGGGAUGUGCUGCGUGCCGGCGACUUGUUGGUUACGCCCGCAAAUUGCCAUGUCCUAACUCAAAUUAUUAUUAAUACCAUAUUUGGCUUCUACGUGAUGAUAUUUAUGAAGGACCAGGUUCAGGCCCCCUUUAAAAUCAGGAAGACACCAAGGCGAUUUGCCUGCUGCGACUUGUUCCUUGACUUGUUCUCAUCGACAAUGCCAGACAGUUUCUCACAAAAAAUGCGCAAGGGCAGAUCUGUAUCGCUUCAUCUCCCAAAGCAAUCCAACCCCACGCCAGUACCCCCAUCCCUAACGAACUCACCGCACCUCUCCUCGCCGUACAGCAUGUUUCGUCAGAAACCUCCCUUGCUGAAGACCCCAUCCCAGGAGGAUGACGAGUGGUUGCGAGACAUGGUGCCCAUGAAUAGCGAGCAAAACACCUUUGAUGAAAACCUUCUGAGCGUGUCGCAACCAGUCACACCAGUACAGAAGCAAUGGGAGACAUCACAAGAGGGGUCACCAUCGUCGUCAGGGAGCUCGUCUCGGGGUCGCGCAACAUUGUUUCCGACUCGACCUAACAUGCAUCGUUCAUGGUCGUCUCCUUCGACAUCCUCACCAUCUAUCGUCCCUGUGCCACCCUUUGACUUGACGGGCGGACGAGACACCCGGCGGCGGGUAGUAUGAGCCCAGCGUCAUCGCGGACUUGCGUAUUUAUGAGAAUCAUGUACUCUCUAUUUCUUUGGGUCUUAUUAGGUUACAUCGGGUCUUGAAUUUCAUUGGAUUUCCGGGUUUAACUUAUCCUACAUCACUUCCCAUCUUCAAUGGUUAACUUUCACUUUACUUUAUACAUUCUUACUAUCGAUUUCACAAAGUACUAUGUUCUUAGAAUUAUGUAUCCUAUGUUACAAAAGCAAACGUACACGCGAUCACUUCUUCUUACCAGCAG